AUGUCGGCUCCCCAGAGUGUACAGUGCUUCGGCAAGAAGAAGACUGCUACGGCGGUUGCCCACUGCAAGAAAGGCAAGGGCCUCAUCAAAGUCAACGGAAAACCUCUCUCUCUCGUCCAGCCGGAAAUCCUGCGUUACAAGGUCUACGAGCCACUCCUGAUUGUCGGUCUCGACAAAUUUGCCGAUGUUGACAUCCGCGUCCGCGUUACCGGUGGUGGUCAUACUUCUCAGAUCUACGCCAUCCGCCAAGCCAUCUCGAAAUCAAUCGUCGCUUACUACCAGAAAUUCGUCGACGAGUACACGAAGAACCAGUUGAAACAGGCUCUGGUGCAAUACGAUCGUACACUCCUGGUUGCCGAUAACAGACGGUGUGAGCCCAAGAAGUUUGGUGGGCCGGGUGCAAGAGCGCGGUACCAAAAGUCGUAUCGUUGA
Messenger RNA from Fonsecaea monophora, 432 nucleotides. RefSeq names its product 40S ribosomal protein S16. Gene Ontology annotation, biological process: translation; maturation of SSU-rRNA from tricistronic rRNA transcript (SSU-rRNA, 5.8S rRNA, LSU-rRNA). The transcript has 3 exons. Gene Ontology annotation, molecular function: structural constituent of ribosome; RNA binding. The coding region runs from base 1 to 432 and encodes 143 amino acids. The record is from RefSeq and is a predicted model, not a curated record. Lineage: Eukaryota; Fungi; Ascomycota; Eurotiomycetes; Chaetothyriales; Herpotrichiellaceae. Gene Ontology annotation, cellular component: cytosolic small ribosomal subunit; ribosome.